GCCAAGAGAAAAUUAAUAAAAAAAAAAUAAAUAUUUUAUAAAAUAAAAAUCUAUAAAUGGAAAUAAAAAUUGCAAAUGAUUCAUCGACGACGACGUAAUAUUUCAACAAAUUCUACUAAAUCAGAAAAUUGUUUUUUAAUGUCUUUAGAAGAAAGAAUAUGGCAUAUUGGUACAAUACCAGGAAAAGUAGUUGCAGCAUCAUUAGGUGCUAUAGUAAAAUAUGCACAAGAUUCAGUUAAUAUAUUUUUAUGUCCACCAGGAAAAGCUCGUCGCAAAGAACGAGAUGGCGAUCAAAGUUCAACAGAUACUAAAUUAUAUUUAGAAGAGAGUGUUUUAGAGCGUAAAUUACCUGAUGCUGAUCUCAAAGCCUUAGUUGAUCUUCCAGCUGGUUUAGACUAUAAUGAAUGGCUAGCUUCUCAUACACUGGCACUAUUUGAACAUGUCAAUUUAGUUUAUGGAACAAUUAGUGAAUUUUGUACAACAUCAGGCUGUCAAGACAUGACUGGACCUGGGAAUAGAACGUACUUAUGGUUUGAUGAAAAAGGGAAGAAAACACGUGUUGCUGCCCCACAAUAUAUUGAUUAUGUGAUGACAUUUACCCAAAAAACCGUUAGCGAUGAAUCAAUAUUUCCUACAAAAUAUGCAAAUGAAUUUCCAAGUUCAUUUGAAAGUAUCGCACGGAAAAUAUUACGCUUGCAAUUUCAUGUGAUAGCUCAUCUAUAUGCGGCGCAUUUUAAAGAGAUCGCCCUAUUAGGUUUACAUACACAUUUAAAUUUAACUUUUGCCCAUUUGACAGCAUUACAUCGACGUUUCAAUUUGAUAGAUGAAAAAGAAACUGAUGUUCUACGCGAUUUGGAAGUAGCAUUACGUUUAACUGAUGAGUUUAGUAAUAACAGUGGAGGUAGUGGUACAAGUAGCGGUGGUGGUGCUGGAAAUAAUUCAACAACAUCAUCAUCAACAAAUGGUAGUAACAACAGUACUAUAAAUUCUAGUAAUAAUCAUCAUCAAGGAAGUGGUGGUGCAGGAAUAGGUGGUGAUCAUCAUAAUCAUCAUCAACAACAUCGUUUACUGCUGGGCGGAACAAAUGAUGAUAAUAAUUUAUUAAAUAGUGGUAUAGCUGGUAGAAUUGAUGUUGUUAGUAGUAAUAUAAAUACAAAUAAUAUACUUGGAAAUAGUGGACAUAGCGGUCUCGUUGGUGGAGGUUUAAUUGGUGUUGAUAUAACAACAUCAUCAUCAGCAAAUGCAUCACCAAGACAUCCAAUAUGUACACAACCAGAAGCUAUGAAAGGUUUAAAUAGUGAUCAAUCGGACAUAAGAGGUGGUGCUGGUGGUGGUAAUUGUACUGAUGGUAGUACUUAUUUCAAGGGCGGUCAUAGUCAUCAACAAGUUAUAAAUUUUAAUAAUAAUCAUCAUAAUAAUAGCACAGGAGCGUCGGCAUAUACAGCAAAUAGUAUGUUACAACAACAAUGCAAUAAUAGUAGAAGUAGUCAAAAUAAUAGUAAUAAUUCACCACAUACCACUACAACCGCAUAGUUACAAAUUAUUAUUAUUAUAAUAAAUACAUAUUUAUUUACACACACCUAUAUAAAACUAUAAAAAUAACAAAUUGAAAUAAAAUUAAAACAAAAAUUUAAAAGAAAUGAAAUUAGUUAAUUAAUUAAAUAAAAAAAAAUGAAAAUUAUCAAGAGAAGAAUAAAAAAAAAUGAAUUCAAAUUACAGGAUUUUUAGUUUUUCUAUACUUAAAUUAUAUUAUUACAUAUUAUAUGUUCUUGAAGAAAAAAGAUUUUAAUGAAAUAAAAGAAAGAAAACAUUUAGACAAAAAAUUUUAAAUUUAAAAGAAAAACUAUAAACACAUAUUCAAAAAAAAUAUGUACAUAAAAAACUACAGAAAUA
This is a messenger RNA of Condylostylus longicornis, 1893 nucleotides long. RefSeq names its product MOB kinase activator-like 2. The record is from RefSeq and is a predicted model, not a curated record. Bases 76 to 1533 code for a protein of 485 amino acids. Gene Ontology annotation, cellular component: cytoplasm; nucleus. The transcript has 4 exons. Gene Ontology annotation, molecular function: protein kinase activator activity. Gene Ontology annotation, biological process: signal transduction; positive regulation of protein phosphorylation. NCBI's taxonomy places the organism in Eukaryota, Metazoa, Arthropoda, Insecta, Diptera, Dolichopodidae.